Saccostrea cuccullata (small rock oyster) is the source of this 1670-nucleotide messenger RNA. Its product is annotated as solute carrier family 25 member 35-like. The transcript is spliced from 5 exons. The coding region runs from base 180 to 1085 and encodes 301 amino acids. NCBI's taxonomy places the organism in Eukaryota, Metazoa, Mollusca, Bivalvia, Ostreida, Ostreidae. The record is from RefSeq and is a predicted model, not a curated record.
CGAACUCAACCAAAUAAAAUUUAAAACUUGCAGAAUGUUUUGGCAAAGCCAGAAGUCCAGAGAAUUGUAGAACAAUGUCAUAUUCUAUGUACAUUUUCAAAGAAAAUCAUCAAUCUUUGUAUAUUUGAGAUAACAUGUAACCAUUCAGUAACCUUGAACUCUUAAAGAACUCUAAGAAGAUGGAAUUCCUGAUUGGUGGUCUUGCAGCAUGUGGGGCUGGAUUUUUUACCAAUCCACUGGAAGUUGUCAAAACUCGCAUGCAGUUGCAGGGAGAACUGCAGGCACGAGGGCAGCAUGCUAUUCACUACAGAAAUUCUCUUCAUGCCAUCAAGACAAUUGUGAAGACUGAUGGAAUUCUUGCCAUUCAGAGCGGUCUAGUCCCUGCCUUGUGGUAUCAGCUAGUCAUGAAUGGGAUACGCUUAGGGACCUAUCAAGUCAUUGGAAAUACUGGCUUCACGAAGGACAAACACGGACAUGUUUCUUUUGUGAAAAGCAUUGCAGCAGGAGCUCUAGCUGGAUGUAUGGGUGCAACUAUUGGGAGUCCAUUUUUUAUGAUAAAAACCCACAUGCAGUCCAAAGCAGCACAGGAAAUAGCAGUGGGCCAUCAGCAUCCACACGAAAGUAUGCUUCACGGCAUGAGGUCAGUGUUCCGUGACUACGGAUUCACUGGACUGUGGAGGGGCGUGUCAGCAGCCAUUCCAAGGGUCAUGGUGGGGUCAGCAACUCAGCUGUCCUCCUUCAGCACUUCAAAGGAAUAUAUAACUAAACUUGAUAUGUUUCCCUCAGACAGUUGGUUGAACACAUUUUUGGCCACGCUCUGCAGUGGAGUAACAGUGACUCUGUUUAUGACGCCAUUUGACGUCGUGUCGACGAGAAUGUACAAUCAAGGGGUAGAUGUUCAGGGCAAGGGACUGCAUUACAACAAUGUUGUGGACUGCUUUGUCAAGAUGUUUCGUACUGAAGGACUAUGGGGCUUCUACAAAGGAUGGGGCCCUUCAUUCUUACGAUUAGGCCCACAUACAGUAUUAACAUUAAUGAUAUGGGACAGACUACGUAUAUUUUAUAAACGUUUCCAACAUAUAUAAAGUUUGAAUGUGAUAUAGGAUUAUAGGUAGUGAUCUGGGGUUUUUUCAAAUUUGAGUUUUACUUUAAAACUAGCUCUUUACCUCUAUUUUGCCGUCGAAGUAUUGUGCCUUGAAAUUAUUGGUUUUAUGUAAAAAAAUAUGUACAUGUAUAUAUAAUAUAUAUUUUAGAAACGUUGUAGUUGAUAUUAUCCAGAAUUAUUAUUUAUUGUAGUUAAGGUGCUUAUAUAUGAAGAAAUGUUGUUAGAAUCAAUUACAUGUUGUUUUUAUUUAUUUUGGUGUUACUUUAGUGUACAAUUAUUUACACCUUUGAUUGAACUGUGAAUCAUGAAUUCAGGGAUUCUUGAAAAUAACGUUUUAGAUUCUUAGAUAUACACUGAAUUACAGGAAUUAGAUCAUAGCUUAGCCUAGUAGUUGACCAGUCUAAGUGAACAAACUCUAAAUGUUGACUGACAUUAUAUGUCUAUUUUCGUCCAUGUGCUUCUUUUUUCUUUAAAUUUCUCAGAUAUUCAUUAAGAAUUGUUGAAAAGUUUUCCUUUACACCAAACAGCACAGCUUUGUGUGAUGUCUUAUAAUUGUAUUUAAUUU